UCUCUCUACUCUUUAGCUCUCUCGAACCCCAAUUCAUUUCACACCCUAUACUCAUAAGAGUCAUGGCUUUCUCACGUGCCAUGCUCAUGCUAACCCUAAUGCUAGCUCUCAUAGCCACCUCCAUUGCUCAAGGCCCAAUGUCAUCACCACCAACAAUGCCACCACCAUCUAGCAGUGCUGCACCCCCCCCAAUUACAUCCACUCCGCCAACUGCCAUGACACCCUCCCCAGUUUCCCCCCCAGUCUCGUCACCUCCACCAAUGAUGUCCCCACCUUCUUCAGGAACCCCAUCAAUGAGCCCUGGCCCAAGUUCAAGCCCACCGCCUUCACCAAUGGCUCCGGGACCAGCACCUUCACUUGGACCACCAGCACCUCCAUCAAUGGCUCCUGGACCACCAGCUCCAGGCGGGUCGCCACCAGGAAAUGGAGCUUAUGUUCAUGGAAAUAGAAUGGCCUUGUCGGCAUUGCUUGGAGGAGUAGCAUUUCUGUUUGUUUAGUUACAACAUUUCAUGUAAGAGCUUAGCUUGAUGUAGAUUAUGUGAUCAUGAUGUUAUCUGUGUAUUCUUUUUGUCUUUUAACUUUGCUUUUCUUGUUUCUUCUGGAUGAUUCUUCGAUGAGCUGCAUUUGUUUUUGAAUGUUUUAGAUAUUUAAUUAAUUGUGCUGCAGCUCUUGUGUAGAAGCAUUUUGGCUUCAGCUGAAUAAAGAUCUUAUUCUUGAU
Populus euphratica (Euphrates poplar) is the source of this 718-nucleotide messenger RNA. Its product is annotated as vegetative cell wall protein gp1. The transcript has 2 exons. Bases 63 to 497 code for a protein of 144 amino acids. NCBI's taxonomy places the organism in Eukaryota, Viridiplantae, Streptophyta, Magnoliopsida, Malpighiales, Salicaceae. The record is from RefSeq and is a predicted model, not a curated record.